AUGACCAAGUUCAUCGAGCAAAACGAAAGUGCCGGGCCUACAACAUGGAGGUCUUUGCCUGUCGAAAGUCAUGCGGCAGUGACACUUGUGGCACCCCGGGCGAUUGAGAACGGGACGCCGGCUAUUGACUUCCAGCCCUUCCAGGGAGAUAUAGAGGACAGAAAACGUGCGAUUCAAGAGCGGCAGCAGCGGCAGAUGGCCGAACAGCAGGCUCUCCAGGCCAUAGAGGAUCAGGAAUUUCAGAGGUUUGCAGGUGAGCUUCAGGAAGCGGAGGAAGCCGCACGUCAGAGAGAAGAGGCAGAACAAGAACAGCGGAGGGCAGAGGAGGAGCGCCGGCGGCAGGAGGAGGAGCUGGCCAGGAAGAAGAGAGAGGAGGAGGAGGAGGAGGCGAGGCGAAGGGAGGAGGAGGCUCGCAAGGAGCAGGAGGAGUUGCAAAGGAAGGAAGAGGAAGCCAGAAGAAGGCAGCAGGAGGAGGCCAGACGGAGGGAGGAGGAGGAGGCAAAGCAGAGACAAGAAGAGGAGAAGCAGAGAGCCAUGAUGGCAGAGCAGCCACAGUUCCAGAGCUUCGAGAAGUUUAGCGAACCUCAGCAGGACUACUGGCAGUUAAAGCAGAGACAAGAGGAGGAGAAGCAGAGAGCCAUGAUGGCGGAGCAGCCACAGUUCCAGAGCUUCGAGAAGUUUAGCGAACCUCAGCAGGAACCCAUGAAGCAGGCAGGGACCUGCUUGCACGAUUCGUCAGACAUGUCCACAGUGUCACGGCAGGUCGGCCCUCUCUCCAGGUUGAACUUUUAA
Messenger RNA from Symbiodinium natans, 792 nucleotides. Lineage: Eukaryota; Dinophyceae; Suessiales; Symbiodiniaceae. The record is from the annotation of a GenBank genome assembly.